This is a messenger RNA of Acipenser ruthenus (sterlet), 5171 nucleotides long. RefSeq names its product E3 ubiquitin-protein ligase MGRN1-like. The transcript is spliced from 17 exons. Lineage: Eukaryota; Metazoa; Chordata; Actinopteri; Acipenseriformes; Acipenseridae. Gene Ontology annotation, molecular function: ubiquitin protein ligase activity. The coding region runs from base 374 to 1942 and encodes 522 amino acids. Gene Ontology annotation, cellular component: cytoplasm; early endosome; nucleus. The record is from RefSeq and is a predicted model, not a curated record. Gene Ontology annotation, biological process: endosome to lysosome transport; negative regulation of G protein-coupled receptor signaling pathway; protein ubiquitination.
CCCGAAGUGCAUUGAGAAAUGUGAGGAAACGGCGUAACUCGCGCGACACAUUGUUGCUGGGACUGAAAUAAACUGGUUUUUGUCGCCUGUAUUUGGGUUUUUAUCAAAUUUCGGUGCAUUAGGAGCCUGUUUUCCUGAAUUGUAAAUGUAAAGCGGGAUUCAUAUUGUUACCGGAAAGUCUUUAUGAAAACACGAAAACCGUGCGAAGUCUUUCAUGAUGUCUGAUUGAAUUUUUGGGCUCGAGCUGUGGAACGUCGUUGUUAUUAUUUUAGUUGUGUGUGUUUUUAUAACGUAACCAAGUCAAUAUCGAUUUGUUUUUUUCAGUUUUUCUUUUUAACCUCUUCCCUGCGUAGUUUUAUAUUUUGUUUGAAAAAUGGGUUCAAUAUUAAGCCGAAGAAUUGCUGGAGUUGAAGAUAUUGACAUCCAAGCAAAUUCUGCAUACAGGUAUCCUCCGAAAUCGGGAAACUAUUUUGCAAGUCACUUCUUCAUGGGAGGGGAAAAGUUUGAUACUCCACACCCAGAGGGAUACCUGUUUGGAGAGAACACAGACCUGAAUUUCCUUGGGAACAGACCUGUGCAGUUUCCAUAUGUUACCCCAGCUGCCCACGAACCAGUAAAGACAUUGAGGAGUUUAGUUAACAUCAGGAAAGACUCCCUUCGCUUGGUCAGGUACAAAGAUGAUUCAGACAGCCCCAAUGAAGAGAAUGGGAAGUCCAGGGUCCUGUAUAGUGUGGAGUUUACCUUUGAUGCUGAUGCUCCUGUGGCAAUCAGCAUUUACUGCCAGGCCUCUGAAGAAUUUUCCAAUGGGAUGGCAGUAUACAACCCACGGAACCCUGCCCUGGUCUCUGAAACAGUAUAUUACAAGAGAGGGGUGAGCCAGCAGUUUUCACUGCCUUCUUUCAAAAUGGAUUUCUCCAAGUGGAAAGAGGAAGAGCUGAACUUUGACCUGGAAAAAGGCAUUUUCCCAGUGGUGAUCCGAGCUGUGGUUGAUGAAGGUGAUGAGCUCACAGGACAUGCACAUGUUCUUUUGGCAGCCUUUGAAAAACACGUUGACGGCAGUUUCUCAGUGAAGCCUUUAAAACAGAAACAGAUUGUGGAUCGUGUGAGCUACCUGCUUCAGGAGAUCUAUGGAAUAGAAAACAAGAACAACCAGGAGACAAAGCCCUCAGAUGAUGAGAACAGUGACAACAGCAAUGAGUGUGUGGUGUGCCUGUCAGACCUGCGCGACACCCUGAUCCUGCCCUGUCGACACCUGUGUCUGUGUAACUCUUGUGCUGACACACUGCGUUACCAGGCCAACAACUGUCCCAUCUGCAGAUUGCCUUUCCGUGCAUUGCUUCAGAUCCGUGCUGUCCGCAAGAAGCCAGGGGUCCUGUCUCCUGUAUCCUUCAGCCCUGUCCUAGCACAAACAAUGGACCAUGACGAGCAUUCGAGCUUAGACAAUAUCCCACCAGGCUUUGAACCCAUCUCCUUGCUCGAAGCCCUGAAUGGUCAGCAAUCGGUAUCCCCAGAAAUCCCCUCUGCCCCCUUGUAUGAAGAGAUCAACUUCUCUGGGAGUCUGGGGGAAUCUCACCUCCUCUCUAGCCUGCCGCUGGGCACCAGCGACCGAGCCAUGGACAAGGGCAAGGUCAGCAAGUCCCCGGACAGCACACUGCGCUCCCCCUCCUCCCCAUUCCAGGAAGAAGAUGAAGAGAAGCUGUCUGAAGUUUUUGAUGCCCAGCCUCACCCUCUGAUACUGAGCAAUCCCACCUCACCAGAGACCACACCAGCAGAAGAUUCUGUCACACCGAACAGAGUUCAGAGAUCCCGGUCCAUGGAAGAUAUUCUCCAAGACAGCAUCAGCGAGCACAGCAGCCUGACUAAGUCCGACAGUGACCCGCUAGUUGAGAUCUCCCUGUCAGCCCUGGGUCCUGACUCCUGCUCAGUUGGUAUUGAGGAGUAACUCUGGAUCCUCCGAGUCGACCGAGAGCCUGAAAAGCCAGAGCACGAACAGUUCAAGCCAGCCUCUCCUCUCCCAACUGAGCAGCCUCCACAUCGAGGACGAGCAGCAUACUUCAUGAACACGGCAGGAACUUUCCUUUCAAAGCCACCUACAGCAAGACGCUGUGUUUUAUGACAACGACGCCGAGCACUAACCAGAAUGAGUACAAACACGCUCAACAGCCUUUCAAAGGGUCUUUUUAGUUACUACAGUGUUGAUGCAACAAUGCUAUCUUCAUUUUACAUUAAAUUUGUUUCAAGAUAAUCAUUUAAAAAAAAAAAAAAAAAAAAAAGUGGAAGUGUGACCUUCAGAUACAAAAUAUUUUGUAAUCUUUUUUCAAUCUUUGCUGUGCCAUUUUCACACAAAAACGUGUGCUUCUUCAGCUGCAGUACAAUCGUAGUUUAUUGCUUGAAACAGGUGUCAGCAAGUGUAAAUAGUGUAAGCAGUAAUGUAUCUGGUACAUAGAAUUAACAAAGGUCUCAGAAUAAUUAUAUGUGUUCUCUCAAAUUAAUUCAUAAAAAAUUUGAUUGAUUGAAAUUAGAAUUUUUUUGCCACAGUUAAAAUGCAAAAAGCCGUUAUAUUUGUAAUGCCCAGAAGAUACAGUAGCAUUGAACUGUAUUCCUGGAACUUACUUCCGUCACUUGAGGCUGAAUUGAUUAUAUUAAUUAGUGAUUUGCAUUUUAGAUUUUAGAUGGCAGUAUCACAACAUAUUUGACUGAUUGAUUAAUUAACUAAAUGCACAAUCUCAUGAUUAUUACUUUAGCGUUAUAAUUCUGUUUCCAAUCAAUGAGACACAAACACAAUGUUGUGUUUGACUACCACGUACAGUUUAUUUUUAUAUUUCUGAAAGCAACCCUGCUUGAUUACUUUUACUAUUUUUUAUUUUAUACAAAUGAACACUGUAUUUAAAAAAAUAUUACAGUUUUAAACUACAGUAUUAGAUUAGCUAUUUUUUCAUCUGACAAACAUUUUGUUUAUCCGCUUCACAAAUAAUGGUUCCAUUUUGGACAUCUUUCAAAGGUAUACCUUUAGUGAAAUGUUGCUGAAAGAGCAUCAGCAGAAACGCUAGCUUCUUCCAGACUUUAUAAAUGAUUUACUGUAUUAGAAAUAACAGCUAUCGGAGAAAAGUCAACACCCCCCCUCCUGCCACCCCAUUAGGGUCCUUACUGAACAGUGAUGUGGGCGCCUACAGAUUUUAAUUGUAGAAAUCUGAUUGUGUGAACAAGUUAUGUAGAUAUCUGCAUUGGUUGCUUUGCCAUGGUCAUUGUUCCUAGCAGUCAUGGCUUGUGUAACUGUCAUCUUGCAUGCAUGUGCCUUCUUUGUUAUAACGUGCCAGUCCUUUUGUGUUUAUAAAUGAGACGGGCAACACUCAAUGCACAUUUCGCAGCAUGUUGUAUAGCUUUUGAACUGUACUUGGCCUUAGUUUUAUCAAGAGGGUUGAGUAUUGUAAAUUAUAUUUUUACUUUACGGACACCAAUUUAAGCAUUUCCAUAAAGGACACUUUAAAUAUACCCACAUCAGAUCUAUUUAAUUAAUAAUAAAUAAACUAUUCUGCCAAUCUAUGGUAUAUUUUUUAUAUUUGGUUGUCCUGUGUGUGUGCUUUUUUAUUAUUAUUAUUAUUUUUAUUUUUGUGUUGGGAUACAAUAAGAUUUAUUUUCAUUGAAGUGGUUACUGCACCUUCACAUACGUAUAUCUAAGGGAAAUGUAAUAUUAUAUUAUUGAUGUGGCUUUACUUUGUGGCACAUUUGAAUUUAUGCUAGAAAUUCUAGUGUUGAUUCCUCCUACAUAAAUAAUUAUUUUGAUGGCCCAAGUAACGUGUCCUCAAGAUGAUGUGUAGCCAUUUUUGUAUGCCGCAGUCCUGCACAAUUUCAAGCAGUGGAUGAUGAAGUAAAUAAAUAUGCACUUUUUGGAAUCCAGGGGGAAUUACUUGCUGGUAAAAAGCAGAACUACUAGGGGAACAUGUAGCUGAUGCUUGUCUCUUUCGAAUCAGAUGGUAGAUUUAGAAAUCCCCCGGAGAUCCAACCCACAGAUUAAUGUGUACCUCUUAAAGAUCAAGUAUCCUGAAUUUUUAAUUCUCCCUGUGUAUAUUUGCAGUCAAAUUACUUUUAGGAAAAAAUUUUAGGAUACUUUUAGGAUAAAUUUUAGGAAAGAAAACUAGAAAAACACUUGCUGUGAAAGCAACUUACUUCCCAGGACAGCAGGAGUGUCUCUUGGUUAACUAAUUUGUUUUACUGAGCCACAAACAAUCAGAGCGACCUGCACUUGUAAUUCCCUUGUAAAGUGUACUAUUCGAGAAACCAUUCUCCAGUGUGCUCUGGCUAUGACCCAGCUGAUUAGAAUGCCUGGAACUGCCACUAUAUCAAAAGAAGUAGCAGCAAGCUUGAUUAGUCUGUAACAUGAGAGGCAGGUGAUAGACAAGAUUCGAGGGUCAUCGUCUGUCCGUUCCCCCUCCCCGUCCCCCCUUUUCCAUUUUGAAUAAGCACAUAUAGAAAAUCCUGUUAACUGCUUGACAUCGCUACAGUACCAAUUAAACACAACAUUUCUGUCUUUAUGUAACGUUAUUUAAAAUAUGUAUAAGCAAACCAGGUUUCUGGUAGAAUGUCUAUCGCACCCCCAGAGCCAGACUCACAUUUGUAUUCAUAUCUCUAAUCUGAAAAGCCUCCAAAUCUGAUUUUUACUUGCAUUUCUACCACAUGGAUUUUCAUUUUCAGAACCAUGUCCCAUAUUAUGAAUGAUUGUCAUGUGAGAAUACAAGAAAUUUACCAGCCUGUGGGGUAAAUGUGCAAUUUAUUAUAAUUAAAUAUAACAUGGUGAUACAACAAUGUGCCUUGUUCUCAAUAUAACAAUCCACCUGUAAAUACUGUAGCAUUGCAUUCAGUGAUUGUGCUUCGGCUACAUUUGUAUCUCUGGACAGUGAAGCAGUUCUAUUUUAUAGAUAAAAUGUACAUAUACAUAGUGACUUUGAGAAGACAGGUUUUUGACAAAGAGGGCAGAAAACCUUUGUGCAAAAUAUAAAUGUGAGCUUUAAUUGGCUGAUUGAUUUAUGUAUUUUUUGGUUGUUUCCUUAUUAUAGCUGAUACCAGUUAAUGAAUGUAUGAUUGUUCAUCACAAAAUGUUGUUUUCCCUUAUUACUAAAGCUUGAUUUUUUUCAGUUUCUGCAAGUAUGGUAAUAAAUGAAUAUAAAGCGGUA